AUGAGUGAAAUACUUCCUAUAAAGUUCCAAGAGCACACCCAGCUCCAAAGUCUUGGCGUCAAUGCGGCGAGUAUUGGCUUUACGACCUUGACCAUGGAGUCAGACCGCUUCAUUUGUGUUCGCGAGCAACAAAACAACCAACCUCAAGUAGUCAUCAUCGACAUGGCCAACCAAAACGAGGUCAUGCGACGCCCAUCUCAAGCCGACUCGGUUAUUAUGCAUCCUACAGCCAAGAUUAUGGCACUCAAGGCAUCUACCCAGUUGCAAGUAUUCAAUCUCGAGACCAAGAGCAAGUUGACUUCGUAUAUGAUGCCUGAUGAAGUUCGAUAUUGGCGAUGGUUGGAUGUCAAGACGAUUGCCAUUGUUACGGAUCGUUCGGUUUUCCAUUGGUCGAUUGAGAACAACACUGCACCUGUCAAGGUCUUUGAUAGACAUUCAAACCUUGAAGGGUGCCAAAUCAUCAACUACCGCGCCUCAUUGGACCAAAAGUGGCUCGUCCUUAUUGGUAUCUCGGCUCAGCAAAAUCGUGUCGUUGGCUCCAUGCAGCUUUAUUCCAAAGAACGUGGCGUCAGUCAACCUAUCGAAGGCCAUGCUGCUGCUUUUGCUGAACUCAAGUUGGAUGAUGCUGUUGCUCCCACCAAGCUUUUCAGUUUCGCCGUACGCUCUGCUAGUGGCUCUGCAAAGCUUCAAAUCAUUGAAGUCGAUCAUCAAGAAGGCAAUCCUCCCUUCCAGAAAAAGUCCGUUGAGGUCUAUUUCCCGCCAGAGCAUCAGAAUGAUUUCCCAGUCGCUAUGCAAGUCAGUAACAAAUAUGGCAUCAUUUAUAUGAUCACCAAGAGCGGCUACAUCCACCUUUAUGACCUUGAGACUGGUACCGCCAUUUACAUGAAUCGAAUCAGCAAUGAAACCAUCUUUGUCACCGCCGAACAUGAAGCAUCAUCUGGUAUCGUGGGUGUCAACAAAAAGGGCCAGGUCCUUUCUGUGAGCUUGGAUGAGAACACCAUUAUUCCUUAUAUCCUUCAGACCCUCAACAACUCUGAAUUGGCUUUCAAGCUUGCUUCUCGUGGUGGUCUCCCUGGUGCUGAUGACAUGUACAUUCAACGUUUCAACCAACUCUUUUCAUCAGGCGCAUAUGGUGAAGCUGCAAAGAUUGCUGCCAACUCGCCAAGGGGUAUCUUGCGUACUGUAGAGACCAUUGAACGUUUCCGCCAAAUCCCCAAUGCUGGUCAAGGUCAAAUGACGCCUAUUCUUCAGUACUUUGGUAUCCUUUUGGAAAAGGGCGGCUUGAACAAGUACGAAUCGUUGGAGCUUUCCAAGCCUAUUCUCCUCCAGAACCGCAAAGAGCUUUUGGAAAAGUGGCUCAAGGAAGAUAAGCUUGAAUGCAGCGAGGAAUUGGGUGAUUUCGUCAAGCAAUACGAUGCUACUUUGGCCACUUCAGUCUAUUUGCGUGCCAACGUCCCCAACAAGGUUGUCAUGUGCUUUGCUGAGAGCAGACAAUAUGAUAAGAUCUUGGCGUACACCAAAACUGUGGGCUACACUCCCGAUUACAAUGCAUUGCUUUACAACAUUGCUCGUGUCGAUCCUGAACAAGCAACCAAGUUUGCCACUGGUCUUGUCAAUGAUGAGAAUGGUCCUCUUAUUGAACCUGAAAAGGUCUUUGAUGUGUUCUUGUCACAAAACAUGAUUCAAGAGGGUACCUCGUUCUGCUUGGAUUAUCUCAAGCCCAAUCGCCCUGAAGAUGCCAAUCUCCAAACCCGUGUUCUCGAAAUGAACUUGAUGCACGCUCCUCAAGUCGCUGAAGCUAUUAUGGGCUCUGGUAUGAUCACUCACUACGAUCGAAUGACCAUUGGUAACUUGUGCGAAAAGGCUGGAUUGUACCAACGUGCUUUGGAACACUUUACCGACAUCCACGACAUUAAGCGUGUUAUUCCCUACACCCAUGCCAUGAAUGCUGAGUGGCUCGUCAACUACUUUGGCACCUUAUCUGUGGAUCAAACCUUGGAGUGCCUUAAGGAAAUGCUUUCCAACAACUUGCGCCAAAACCUCCAAGUCGUUGUGCAAGUCGCCAUCAAAUACUCUGAGCAGCUUCAGCCCCACAACCUUAUUGAUUUAUUCGAGUCUUUCAAGAGCAAUGAGGGUUUGUACUACUAUUUGGGCUCGAUCGUCAAUGUCAGCCAGGACCCCCUUGUCCAUUACAAGUAUAUCCAGGCAGCAUGCCGUACUGGCAAUGUUCGUGAAGCUGAGCGUAUUUGUCGUGAAAGCAACUAUUACGAUGCUGAGAAGGUCAAGAACUUUUUGAAGGAAGCCAAGCUCAGCGAUCAAUUGCCACUCAUCAUUGUUUGCGACCGCUUCAACUUUGUUCACGAUUUGGUGCUUUACCUCUACCACAACAACCUUCAAAACUUUAUCGAGACCUAUGUCCAAAAGGUCAAUCCUGCACGCACUCCCGAAGUCAUUGGUGGUUUGUUGGAUGUUGGAUGUGAUGAGGAUGUCAUCAAGAACCUGCUUCUUACCAUCAAGGGUGAUUUAUCGGUGGCCAAGCUUUGUGAGGAAGUUGAACAGCGUAAUCGUCUCAAGUUGUUAUUGCCCUGGUUGAACAUGCGUGUGACCGAAGGUUCAACGGAUCCCGAGGUGUACAAUGCUCUUGCCAAGAUCUAUAUUGACACCAACAAUAACCCUGAACCAUUCUUGAAGGAGAACGAGUAUUAUAACCCUCGUCUCAUUGGCAAAUACUGCGAGAAACGUGAUCCUUACCUUGCCUACAUUUGUUACGAGAAGGGCCAGUGCGACUAUGAGUUGAUCCAUAUCACCAAUGAGAACAGCAUGUUCAAGCAUCAAGCUCGCUACCUCAUUCGUCGUCGUGAGGACACCUUGUGGACCCACGUUCUUCAAGAGAACAAUGAACAUCGUCGUGAGCUCAUCGAUCAGAUUGUUGCCACCGCUCUUCCUGAAUGCACUGAUCCUGAGGACGUCUCGGCUACUGUCAAGGCUUUCAUGGCUGCCAACUUGCCCAACGAGCUCAUCGAGUUGCUUGAAAAGAUUGUACUUGAGAAUGGUGCUUUCAGCGAUAACAAGACUUUGCAAAAUCUCUUGAUCUUCACUGCUGUCAAGGCUGAUUCUACCCGUGUCAUGGAUUACAUCAACCGACUUGACAACUUUGAUGCAAUGGAAGUGGCAUCUGUAUGUUCGCAAGACAACUUGGACGAGGAAGCAUUCACCAUUUACAAAAAGUACAACGUCAACGCCAGUGCUGUGGAUGUGUUGAUUGAUAAGAUUGGUGAUUUGGAUCGUGCAUACGAAUUUGCCGAGCGUUGUGAACAACCUGAAGUGUGGAGUAAGCUUGCCAAGGCUCAACUUGACCAGAUGCGUGUUAAGGAAGCUAUCGACUCUUACAUUCGUGCCAACGACAUGUCCAACUAUAUGGAGGUGACCCGUCACGCUGAGAUGGAUAGCAAGUAUGAGGAUCUUGUGCGCUAUUUGCAAAUGGCUCGCAAGCAAUCCCGUGAGCCUUACAUCGAGACCGAGUUGUUGUUUGCCUAUGCCAAGACUGAACGUCUCAGCGAUUUGGAAGAUUUUAUUGCCGCACCCAACAUUGCCAAUAUCCAACAAGUCGGUGAUCGAUGCUUCCAGAACCACUUGUAUGAUGCUGCCAAGGUGCUCUAUUCCAAUAUCUCCAACCAUGGUGCCCUUGCCACUACCCUUAUCUACCUUAAGGAUUACCAAGGCGCCGUCGAUUGUGCACGCAAGGCCAACAGCACCAAGGUGUGGAAGGAAGUCAAUGCCGAAUGUAUCCGCCAACAAGAAUUCCGCCUUGCUCAAAUUUGUGGUUUGCACAUUAUUGUUCAUGCUGAGGAAUUGGAAGAGCUUGUGCAAGUGUACGAGAAGAAUGGAUACUUUGAGGAGUUGAUUCGUUUAUUGGAAGCUGGUCUUAACUUGGAGCGAGCACACAUGGGCAUGUUUACCGAGGUGGCUAUCCUGUAUGCAAAGUAUCAGCCCGAGAAGAUGAUGGAACAUUUGAAGGUGUUUGUAUCACGUAUCAACAUUCCCAAGGUGAUUCGUGCAUGCACAGAUGCCCACUUGUGGCGUGAACUUGUGUUCCUUUACAUGCACUAUGACGAGUUUGAUAACGCAGUGACUUCAAUGAUGGAUCAUGCCUCUGAUGCCUGGGAGCACUCUGCAUUCAAGGAAAUCAUUGUCAAGGUGUCCAAUGUGGAGCUGUAUUACAAGGCUUUGCGAUUCUAUUUGAACGAGCAACCUAAUCUCCUCAACGACUUGCUUGCAACAAUGGUCCCUCGUAUCAACCACACUCGUGUCGUACAACUCUUUGAGAAAUCCGACAACAUCCCUCUGAUCCGAUCCUACCUUACAUCUGUCCAAGAAACCAACAACAAGGCUGUCAACAGCGCACUCAACGAGCUUUACAUUGAAGAAGAGGACUAUGAAUCAUUGCGGGAUUCUAUUGAUAACCAUGACAACUUUGAUUCGCUUGAUUUGGCACAACGUCUUGAGAAGCACGAGCUACUCGAAUUCCGUCGUAUCGCAGCACAUUUGUACAAAAAGAACCGCCGGUGGCGCCAAUCCAUUGCCUUGUCCAAGCAGGAUCGUUUGUUCAAGGAUGCCAUGGAAACAGCAGCCGAAUCUAAGGACCGUGAAGUUGCCGAAGAGCUCUUGCAAUACUUUAUCGAGGUCGGCAAGCGUGAAUGCUUUGCUGCCAUGCUCUACUCUUGCUAUGAUCUUAUGCGACCAGACGUUGUCAUGGAACUUGCAUGGCGACAUGGUCUCAACGACUUUGCUAUGCCAUACAUGAUCAACAUGAUGAAGGAACAAUUCUCAAAGAUUGAUGUUCUUGAUAAGGAUGUAUCAGAGCUCAAGGAAAAACUCGCAAAGCAAGAAGAAAACAAUGAGAACGCACCACCAGCACCAGUAAUGGGCGGUGGUCUUGGCAACCCACUCAUGCUGACAGCUGGCAACAACACCAUGCAAUCCCCUAUGAUGACUGGUGCAUCCUCUUUCAGCGGUGGACCACAACAACAAUCCCCUCAUCAACAAUUUGGCAACUUUUAA
Messenger RNA from Lichtheimia ornata, 5061 nucleotides. RefSeq lists its product as uncharacterized. Gene Ontology annotation, biological process: receptor-mediated endocytosis; intracellular protein transport; Golgi to endosome transport. The record is from RefSeq and is a predicted model, not a curated record. Bases 1 to 5061 code for a protein of 1686 amino acids. Gene Ontology annotation, cellular component: clathrin complex; actin cortical patch; clathrin coat of trans-Golgi network vesicle. The transcript has 15 exons. NCBI's taxonomy places the organism in Eukaryota, Fungi, Mucoromycota, Mucoromycetes, Mucorales, Lichtheimiaceae. Gene Ontology annotation, molecular function: clathrin light chain binding; structural molecule activity.